GAAUGGGCGAAAAUUGAAAGCGGUUAGUAGACGACCGGACGUGCGUGCCUCUAUUCAUUUCUCUCUUUAUUUCCUUCUGAAUCGCUCCUUGUCUCUUUCUUCUCUCCCCUGAUUGUUUGCUGAAUCUCUCCCGCUUUCGUUCUCCCUCGCGCGCUCGCUCUCUCCGUCUCGGCUUCCUGCGAUCCUCCAACUGCUCAUGGCGUCGCAGGACAAAGGUCGGCCAUUGCCUAAAUUUGGUGAAUGGGAUGUGAAUAACCCUGCCUCAGCUGAAGGAUUUACAGUCAUAUUUAACAAGGCUAGAGAUGAGAAGAAGACGAGUGGGGUUGCUGGGAGUUUGGCGUCACCACAAAGAAACGACAAUGCUUAUAAACAAAAUGAAAACUAUCAGUAUCCUCCCAAGGUACAACUAUUGGUAGAUGCCGAACAGCUAGAAUCAAAUAGCACAGUUGAUUAAGAAAUCUUUCAGAGCUUAAUUAGUUUUCUAAAUUUCAUUGCAGAGAAAGUGGUUUUGCUGCGGUUGAAGAUAAGACUGCCGUCAGAGACUUCAAAGAUUGAUGUAAAAUUCUUAUGAUGGUAUGGUAGGUUUUGGGAGUCCUCCGUGUAGGUUUUGGGAGUCCUCUGGUGGAAGUAAUGGAUUGAGAUGAUACUUUUCUAUUUCUUUACCCCUUUCUGUUGUACCUAUCUGCCCUUAUCUUUACCCUUUUUAAAAAAAAAAAAAAAACUUUACAUGCUUCCAUAUAUUCGCAUCCCAGAACUUGGAGUGGACAACAUAAAUUUGUACCUUUUUUUUUUAAUUUGAUGUUUGUGUUUGAAUC
Messenger RNA from Malania oleifera, 815 nucleotides. RefSeq names its product protein NOI4. NCBI's taxonomy places the organism in Eukaryota, Viridiplantae, Streptophyta, Magnoliopsida, Santalales, Ximeniaceae. The transcript has 2 exons. The record is from RefSeq and is a predicted model, not a curated record. Bases 197 to 454 code for a protein of 85 amino acids.